AUGCCCGUGACCUGCGCCGCCGCCUCCCCUCCGUCGAUUUGCAGCGACGCCGUCCUCUUCGACACGGUCAACUCGUACUACGCUGGGAUCGCGCGCAUGGCGCUCGAGGAGCGCGGCGUGCGCUUCACGUCUCAGUACGUCUCGAUGCCGUCUAUGGAGCAGCUCGCGCCAUGGUACAUGCGGCUCAGCCCGGCGGGCCAGAUCCCUGCGCUGAGGACUGCGGCCGGAGAGACUGUUACCGACAGCCGCAGCAUCGUCAGUUGGGCAUACGGGACCGACGAGACGCCCAACGAGAAGGAGCUGCUCGACCUGCUCUACGCAGAGUGCCCGGGCAGUCUCGCCUUCCUCACGGGCGAGGCCACCCUCCGCCUGCUCAAGGUGAUGGUCCGCUCGCCGGCAAAGAGACUGAUGCUGACGCGCAAGAUCCGCCGCCUCCAGUCCGAGAACCCGGACCUGCACGACAUCUAUGAGAAGAAGCUGGCCGCCACUCCCUCGCCCGGCUCGGCACCUGCCGCCAUGUCGGCCAAGCACUUCACAAAGUCGCUGAGCGACGUGCAGGCCCGCAUCCAGGCUACCGUCGACCGGCUCGACGCCCAGCUGGAGCGGAAUGGCGGGCCGUGGCUGCUUGGCGCGUCCUUCUGCCGCGCGGACGUGGUGGCGGUGGCGCAGCUCCAGUGGGUGCAGCGCUGCAACGAGUACGGCGCCGCGCCGGUCGUGCUGCCGGAGGGGGUGCGUGCGUACCUGGCCCGCGCGAGGGAGCGGCCGAGCUUCCAGGCCGCCAUCGGCCAGCACGGGGAGGCCGCCUUCGCGCUGACGAUGAUCAGGGACAAGAAUGCCGCCGCGGGACGGCUGCUGGGAGGGCUCGGCCUCGCCGCGGCGGUGUGCGGCGCAGCCGUGGUCAUACGCCGGGCGGGCGCCAGCUAG
Messenger RNA from Emiliania huxleyi CCMP1516, 924 nucleotides. RefSeq lists its product as hypothetical. The transcript is spliced from 2 exons. The record is from RefSeq and is a predicted model, not a curated record. The coding region runs from base 1 to 924 and encodes 307 amino acids. Lineage: Eukaryota; Haptophyta; Isochrysidales; Noelaerhabdaceae.